Pogona vitticeps (central bearded dragon) is the source of this 964-nucleotide messenger RNA. The record is from RefSeq and is a predicted model, not a curated record. NCBI's taxonomy places the organism in Eukaryota, Metazoa, Chordata, Lepidosauria, Squamata, Agamidae.
CUUCCGGCCUCUCACAUCCGCCCUGAGAGCGUGGUGGACAGCGACGGCUGGGAAUCCACCCACUCGGAUCUGCACACCAUCGAGACCUUCGUGAAGAAGGCCAAGUCUUCGAAAAAGAAAGCCGCCUUCCGACGCCUCAAGUCCGACAGCUCGCUGCUGGAGAAAAUGAAACUCAAGGACUCCCUUUUUGACUUGGACCCGGUGGGCAAGCAGCCGCCCCCUCCGCCGCCCCUGGCCGGCCCCAAGGGGGGAGGGCUGGACAAGAAGAAAGAGAAGCGCAACCACCGGAAGGCCGCCUUGGAGGCCGGCGGCGGGGUCAAGCGGAACCGGGUCAGCGACCCCGUCGGGGAGAAGCGCUCGCGUAUCAAGAAGAGCAAGAAGCGGAAGUUGAAAAAGGCCGAACGCAGCGAGGCGGCGGUGGGGGCCCUGCGGCCGGGAGGGGAGGAGGGCGCGGCGGUGGCGGCCACGGCGCUGGUCUCUGUGCAAGGCCCCCCCGAGCUCUUAGCGGCCAGUUUCCCCCUAAAACUCGAGGACACGGAAGGGAAGGAGGGCAUCAGCACGGAGACCAGCCAAGACGGGGAAGGCAGCUCCAGCGAAGGCGAGAUGAGGGUGAUGGACGAGGACAUCAUGGUGGAAUCAGGGGACGAUUCGUGGGACCUCAUCACUUGUUACUGCCAGAAGCCCUUCGCCGGCCGGCCCAUGAUCGAGUGUAAUCAGUGCGGCACCUGGAUCCACCUCUCAUGCGCCAAGAUCAAGAAGACCAACGUCCCCGACAUCUUCUACUGUCAGAAAUGCAAAGAAGCUUCCCGGAAGCAUCCUCUCCCGCCGGCCGUUCCCAGCACGACUGCUGCCGUGGCCUCCAGGGGAAGUGGGGAGCCCUAACGCCCCGGCUGGGUGGGGGGAAAAGAGACAGCUCCGUGGCGGGGGUGGGUUUCCAUGCCACAGGAGGGCACGGAAGAGAUUC